This is a messenger RNA of Chilo suppressalis (striped riceborer), 776 nucleotides long. NCBI's taxonomy places the organism in Eukaryota, Metazoa, Arthropoda, Insecta, Lepidoptera, Crambidae. The record is from the annotation of a GenBank genome assembly.
GUGAGUUUUCAGCUCCAUCUUUUUGACACCAGGUGACAGCUAGUGGUCGAUAACUAUUUUAGCGAUUUGGGAUCAAAAAUCCUGAAUAAAUAAACCUACUAAAAUGGUUUGCAAAUUGUGUGGUCCUAAAUUAUCGCUAUGCGGGCUCAUUUUGAGUGUGUGGGGAAUCAUACAACUGACACUGAUGGGUGUUUUCUAUUACAUCAGGGCUGUAGCAUUGCUCGAAGAUCUUCCUCUUGAUCCUGAUGUCCAUGAAAUUGGUGAAUUCAUUGCUGAAGUGGAAACUGGGUACACACAAAAUGCAUACAACUGCUGGAUUGCUGCUUUACUAUAUGUUAUCACACUAGUUAUCUCUGGUCAUCAGUUCUGGAUGAACAACCGUUCAUCAGUUAUAAUGGGAAUUUGCUACAAAAUAGAAUCAUCGACUUUAGUAAUAGACGUUAUGCCGGAGGAAUCUGCAUUUGAUACAAUUGACGACUAUUUGAAAGAGGUUAAAUACAACUUCGCUGCGACUGCGAGAAACUGCUGGAUUGCCGCAGUGAUAUAUCUAGUCUUGAUCCUUCUAUCGCUGAUGUGUUUAUGGAAAGCGCGAAGAACCGCAAAGAGGAAAGCCGAAGAAGACGAGGAUGACGAGAUUUUCUGUGCAUCUACACCUCAGGAGAAACAGGAGAUGAUAAAAAUGUUCAGAACGAAGAAAGUAUAGUGUGGAUAGUUAACCAUUUAUCGAAUAAAUCUAUAUUUUUACGAGUUAGAUUUACUUAUAGUGUUAUUGUAGC